Linum trigynum is the source of this 3596-nucleotide messenger RNA. The record is from the annotation of a GenBank genome assembly. Lineage: Eukaryota; Viridiplantae; Streptophyta; Magnoliopsida; Malpighiales; Linaceae.
UGUCAAUGCCCACUUCACAGUUGUUCGGGCGGAGGUUAUAUCGACAGUCUUUUAGCUGUUGAAAUUGACAAAACUAGAACACGAACACACGAUUUUACGUGGUAUCCCCGUUCGAUAUGAACGGGACUAAUCCACAGAGAGUUAAGACUCUCGGCUUUAGGUUUUAUUGAUUUUCUUUCUAGGUUACAGAACUUGACGGCAGCAGCACUUAUUCAACAUAUAUAUACAAGUUGCUGCAUAAACCCUACGUGCACAAGGAAGAGAAAUUAAUGGGGAAAAUUACAAGUCGAUCCCCCAUUAAUUGAAAUGUAACACGCCCCCUCAAGCGGAGGCGUGGAUAUCAACCAUGCCAAGCUUGGAAACGAGAUAUGCAAAUUGAUCGACCCCCAAUCCUUUUGUGAAAAUGUCGGCAGGCUGCUGUGCGGUAGGGAUCUUGAGCGGAGUAAUCUCAGACGACUAGACACGCUCGCGGACGAAGUGACAAUCCAUUUCCACAUGUUUGGUACGCUCGUGGAAAACCGGAUUGGCUGCAAUAUGAAGGGCAGCCUGAUUGUCACAGAAAAGAGGAGUAGGACCAGCAGAAGGAACACCAAGAUCAGUGAGCAACCAACGGAGCCAGAGAACCUCGCUAACAGUGCUAGCCAUGGAUCGGUACUCAGCCUCAGCAGAAGAGCGGGCAACCACUGUCUGUUCUCUUGGCGCGCCAAGAGAUAGGGGCCGCACCAAGCCGAAUGAAAUACCCUGUGGUAGAUCGUCUAGUCAAAGGACAACCAGCCCAGUCGGCGUCGCAGUAGGCAACUAGACGGAUAUUACUCGUGGCAGGAAAGAAGAGACCGUAACCGGGAGAUUGAUUUAGGUAGCGUAACACCCGCUGAGCAGCAUCAAAAUGGGCCUGAGUAUGAGAAUUGACGCCCUAGCUGAGGAGGUUGACAGUGUAGGUGAUGUCGGGGCUAGUAACGGUGAGAUAGUGCAGGCGCCCAACUAAUCGUCGAUAAGAACCAGGAUCAGAAAACGGUGGAGACUCCGUACGACCUAACUGGUGGUUCUGCUCAAUCGGGGAGGAGCUAGGACGCGCCCCCUCAAGCCCAGAAUCGGCUAAGAUAUCAUGUACUUUCUUGCGUUGGUUCAGUACGACCCCACGAGAGGAGCGAGCAACCUCAAUUCCCAAAAAAUAUUUGAGAGGACCGAGAUCUUUGAUGGUGAACUUAGCAUGAAGGAAAUCCUUAACAUGUUGAAUGAAUGGGAGAUCAUUGCCGGUGAGAAUAACAUCAUCAACAUAGAUGAGAGCCACGAUGAACACCGAGCCCUUCUGGUAGAUGAAGAGUGAAUGAUCUGCUCUGCUCUGCCGAAAAUGAAGGGAAAGUAAGGCAACCGAAAAUUUAUGAUACUAGUUGCGGGAAGCCUGACGAAGACCAUAGAUGGACUUGUGAAGGCGGCAGACACGGGUGUCACCCGGACGGGCAAAGCCUUGAGGAAUUUCCAUGUAAACUUCUUCCUCGAGGUCACCAUGAAGAAAUGCGUUGUUGACAUCCAGUUGGUGAAGAUGCCAUCCGCGAGUGGCAGCAACAGCAAUGACACAGCGAACAAUGACGAGCUUGGCUACUGGGACGAAAGUGUCAUGGUAAUCAAUGCCUUUGACCUGGGUGAAGCCUUUCGCAACGAGACGAGCCUUGUAGCGCUCAAUAGACCCAUCAGGGUUGAACUUGAUCUUGAAGACCCAUUUACACUUGAUAACCUUUUUACCCGGAGGAAGGAAAGUGAGAGUCCAGGUGCCAUUUGCUUCCCCAUUAAUUGAAAUGUAACACUAGCUUCUGUUUUUUUUUUCCUUCUCGUGCCCUAGCCUUCCUUCCCAUGUGUGCACUCACUCUCAAUGAAGUGUGAUUUUCCUUUCAUCCAACUCAUUGAAUUGUAAUUCCUUUUGUAUGAUCAAUCUGUCGCUUAUGGCGGUUGAUUUUACUACUAUCUGGCUUGGGGAGGAAGCUCAUUGGCUACUUACCUUUUCAUUCUCAAUCCCAAGACCGUAAGUUUCGAACUGGUAGGCUAUGGUGAUCGAGGGUUCCUUAAUGAUAGAAAUUCUGUUUUAUUUAUUUCUCUAUCUUCUUAUUUCCAGUUCCAAGGGACGGGAUACGAUGACGACCCUUAGAUUCACAACCAAGGGUAUUUUGGGUAUGAAAAAAGGAAUAUAUUAAUUACCUUUUGUGUAUUAAUUAUAUUGAGAAUUAAAAACCCAUACUAAAUACAAGUUUUUUGAAAUUUAAAUCCUAUACAUUAAUAUCUCUAUCUAUCUCUCUCUUCCUUUCUCCAGCGGCCACUCCCAUCGACGGACAGACUUUUUCUCCGGCGAAUUCUCUCCGUCAGACUCUCUCCGGCAACCUGAAAAAAUGUACAAGUGCUUUAAAAAGUGUACCAAUCCAUUAGUCUACUGGUAAUUAAUAUACCAGUGCUAGUGGUACGCUACCAGUGAGUUAAAAAAUGUACCAGUACAUGUGGUACGCUACCAGUACAGCGCUACCACUACCAUAUUGUAUCGUACCACUAGCACUGGUAGCGGUACCACUAGCAUUGGUAGCGGUACCAGUAGAGAAUAACACAAAAAAACAGAUGACAGUGGUACCAGAUGAUAGUGGUAUGCUACCACUACCAGCUACCUUAUGGUAGUGGUAGAUACCACUAUCACUGGUACGCUACCAGAAGAAAAAUGGUACCACUAAAAAACCAGAUCUAGAAAAGGGGAGUCGGUGACGGGAGAGAGAGGUAGGGGAAGAGGGUGAACUCGCGACGGCGCAGUGGUGGGGGACGAAGGGCGGCGAGAGGGCUCCGACGGGGAGCGGAUGAUUGUGCCGCGGUGUGGGAGGCGGACGUUGCGACGGGCCGGCGGGAGAGAUUUGCAACAACAGGGUGUGGAGGGAGGCAGAGGAUGGCGGAGACGACGACGGUGGAAGGCUCGACAGGCGGCUGCAGGAGACAGGGGCGCCGACGCCGGCGGUGGAGGGCUGUGGCGGCGGAGGGCUCUGCGAGAGAGAGGGAGGAGAGACGAUGAUGGCUACUGGAGAGAGGGAGGAGAGAGAGAGAGAGAGAGAGAGAGAGAGAGAGGACGGAGGAGUUAGGGUUUUUUUUCUUUUUAUAUGGUAGGGUGAAUGAUUGGGUGUGGUAAAUUUUUACCCUUCCAAAAAUACCCUUCCUUUAAUCUUAACCGUUAAUUUAAAAAGGAAAAAAGAGACAGGAGAGAGAGCAUAUCCAAAAGCUAUAAAGUCCCAAGUGUGUAAAGAAUGGAACGUGUAGCUAGGUUACCCAUUGCUAUCGAUUUGUGAUGGUUGCAUUUUCUAAUUGUUUGGGUAAUUUAGGAAGCAUUUUUCAGCAGUUGGUUCAGAACUUCAGAUUGUCAUCCACUUUGCUACGGAGAUGGCCGGCUCAUAAGUUAAUAGCUAGCUCUAAGGUUUUUAUUGCACUCCAACCUACGCCUACGCAUUGCACGAAAAGAAGAGAGGUGCGUGAGCGUUUCGUCGAAAGGGGUCUAAAGCGUUUCGUUCAGUAUUGAUUUCUUAUUGGUUUUUAUUGGUUUUCUGAUUUUAACCAAACAAAAACCAUUAAGUUUC